UGUUGUUGGCCGUAAUUGGUUAUAUCCUGGUGCUUCACUGUCCACUCAACUGCCAAGUUUUCUCAAAGUGGCUCUCCCCGAGCUGUCAUCGCCCCUUUUCCAAAUGUUUCCGGUAGAUGCGUUGCCGGCAGCCGGCAAAGGCCGGUCGCCGCCGGCAGUCUCUCUUCCUUUUCCCGGAUCCUCUUCCUUCUCCAUCGGGAGAUGCGGGAGCAGCGGAUCGAUUCUCCGACGUCGGCGUGGAAGGAGACGUGGAGAGGAGGAGGGCGGCGGCGAUGGCGUCGCGGUCGUUCCCCGGCCGACGGCGCGGCGGCGGCGCACGACGUGGUUCUCCAUCCAUGGCGGGGCCGGCGGAGCUGCUCGUCGCGGCUCUGCUAGCGCUCUGCGCGCCCCGCUGCCUGGGGAACCCGGACGCCAAGCGGCUUUACGAUGACCUCAUGAGCAGCUACAACCGGCUCAUCCGACCCGUGAGCAACAACUCGGACCGCCUCACCGUGCGCAUGGGCCUCAAGCUCUCCCAGCUCAUAGAUGUGAACCUAAAGAACCAGAUAAUGACAACCAACGUUUGGGUCAACCAGGAAUGGUCGGACCACAAGCUCAAGUGGGACCCACAGGAGUACGGCGGGGUCACUGAGCUCUACGUACCUGCGGAACAAAUCUGGCUCCCUGACAUUGUCCUCUACAACAAUGCUGACGGCAACUACGAGGUGACCAUCAUGACGAAAGCCAUAAUUCACGAGGAUGGUCGGGUGGUGUGGAAUCCACCGGCCAUAUACAAGAGCUUCUGCCAGAUCGACGUGCAGUACUUCCCGUUCGACAAGCAAGACUGCUUCAUGAAGUUCGGAUCCUGGACCUAUGACGGAUUCCAGGUGGACCUGAAGCACGUGAGCGAGAUUCCGGACACGAACAUCGUGCCGGUGGGCAUCGACCUGACUGAGUUUUACCUGAGCGUCGAGUGGGACAUCAUGGCCGUGCCGGCCAUGCGGCGCGAGAAGUUCUAUUCGUGCUGCGAGCAGCCGUACCCGGACAUCACUUUCAACAUUACGCUGCGGCGAAAGACGCUCUUCUACACUGUCAACCUCAUCAUUCCCUGCGUCGGCAUUUCCUGCCUAUCCGUCCUCGUCUUCUACCUGCCUUCAGACUCCGGCGAAAAGGUGUCGCUUUCGAUAUCGAUCAUGCUGUCGCUGACAUUCUUCUUCCUGGUGCUGGCCGAGAUCAUCCCACCCACGUCGCUGGCCAUGCCGCUACUGGGCAAGUACCUGGUGUUCACCAUGAUUUUGGUCACAGUCUCGGUGCUGGUGACCAUUGCCGUGCUCAACGUGCACUUUCGAUCGCCGUCGACGCACCGCAUGGCGCCCUGGGUGCGCCGCCUCUUCGUGCACCUCAUGCCGCGUCUGCUGCUCAUGCGGCCGCCGCAGUACCGCAUAGAGGUGGACGAAGGUUCCUCGUCGUCGGCCAAAUCAGCACACCAAGGCAACGCGCACGUGGAUGAUUCUAUGAUCCUACCCGAGCCAUUGCUGCUGGCGCGGCCGCAAGGGCUGCGCCAAGCAGACCCCGUGGUUGGAGACCAGCCGCCUGGGGACAUCGAGCGAGCUAUCCACAACGCCAUGUUCAUCGCGCAGCACAUUGACAACAACGACGACUUCGAGAGCAUCCGCGAGGACUGGAAGUACGUCGCCAUGGUCCUCGAUCGGCUCUUUCUUUGGCUCUUCACCAUCGCCUGCGUCGUCGGCACAGCGGGAAUUUUCCUCCAGGCUCCGUCGCUCUACGACCAGACCGACCCCAUCGACGUCAAGUUCUCCCAAGUGGCUCGCCGGAUGAAAAAGGACUAUCCCUGGACAGACGUCUGAAGACAGCACGCAUUGGGACGACUGGUUAGAGGAGCUCACAGUGGGACAGCACGGUGCACUGUAGAAGAACACGCGUGUCGCUUGGCAGCCCAUAGAUAAUAGCACCACAGUGCGAGUUUCAAGGGUGGCGAGACUGACGAUUUAGUUCCUACGCUCGCCAACUUGACAUGAUCGUCCACAAGGGAAGAAGACUGUGACGACGCCUGACUGUACCUGCUCAAAUGUAGUUCUACAUAAGAAUCAAAAUUUGCGCAUUUGCCAAAAAAUAAGAGCAGUGUACUAUACAUAAAUAUGGUUGCCGGAUUCGCAGCAUUCAUAUCAAACAUUGUUCGUGAAGGAGCUAGUGAUACGAUGACUUAGAAUUGAGACCAGUGCCCAAUGUCGGGUUAAGAAAAUAUAGCAUUGCAUUGUAAAAGAAUUGCAGUAACAUCCCGCAUAAUAUCGAGUAUAAGAAAAAGAGAACAGCAAGGCAGCGUUGCCAGAAACCAGAUCGCAAAAGAAUGAGUUGCUGGUUAUGUGCGUAGCGUCAGCGAUUGUUGAAAGACAACUGCGAAUUUUCCAGACUUGUACAUUCCGAUCUCUUGACCUGUGCAUCUGUAGGUCUCCUACAUAUGGACAGCUAUGCUCUACCACUUUUAGUGCUCACAUUUGUGUAAAACAACACCAGCGAGAAAAUGAACCGUGUUCCUACUGUUUC
Molecule: messenger RNA, 2544 nt
Organism: Dermacentor andersoni
Lineage: Eukaryota; Metazoa; Arthropoda; Arachnida; Ixodida; Ixodidae
Product: acetylcholine receptor subunit alpha-like
Biological process (GO): monoatomic ion transmembrane transport
Cellular component (GO): postsynaptic membrane
Molecular function (GO): transmembrane signaling receptor activity; acetylcholine-gated monoatomic cation-selective channel activity
Source: RefSeq, a predicted model, not a curated record